AUGAAAAAGAAACACCAUAAAGCCUUCAGAAAUUCUCCUCARUGCUCCUGGAGCAAUGCCACAAGUUCCAGUUCACCCAGCAGUGUACAGCACAGGACUGCUUGCAGUGUCAAAGGUGAGGAGGAUGAUGGUGAUAAGGAUAGAACCCUCGCAAACCAGGCUGACCUUCCAAACAAACAGGAGCUAACUUUUCUGUCUGAGGAUGAAAAGUUCCUCCUGCCCAGGAGCAGUCCAGUAAUCUCCAGACGCAGUGGAACCAGAACUUCUAACCCAUCCAGCACAGACUCUUCAGGUCUUUCCUCCAGUCCAUCAUCUUUGAGUCAGCAUGAGGAUCUGUUAUGCUUCAAGGCCAGCUCCCUUCAACAACCAGCUCCACAACCAAGGAGCUCUGCAGCCGAGGAGAAGCAGCCAAGUGUUUCUCUCUUAUCAGACCUGAACAGCCUGCUAAGCAGCCAUCAUCUUCUUCACAGAGCCCCCCAGCAGAGACAGAACCGGGGGUAUCAAGGGCGGGGCCUCAACAGCAGCAACAGUUCGCACACAUCAGCUCUGUCUACCUCAGCAUCUCCUACCAAAGAGACAAGCUGCAGUGGCUUCCUGGACGUCUCUGCUGACAUCUUCAGGACCAGCUGUGAGCUGGAAAAGGAAAAUGCUCAUUUCAUUGUGGUGGACCUGGUGCUGGAGGUGCUCGAGGGAGUGAAGUGCACUUUAGGUCCUGAUCAGUGGACUUCCACAGUGGACUCAGAAUGCAUGAUGAGACAAAGAAGUUGUGCAGAACAAGACAUUGGGUCACACAAACACACAGACACAAAUACAGAGUCCCAGUCAUGUCGUGAAAACCAGGAUGAGGAACCAGAGAGUUACAACUCUGAUCAUCAACAAAAGACUCUGUCUUUUCUUUCUACUGACAGUGGGUUUGAAGACUGUGGAUUCAACACGGCGCAUAUGGAUUCUAUCAGGAAUGCAGAGUGGCUGGCCCAACAGCUGGUGCUGGAUUUCAAGAGAAAAUGGUUUCCUUCCCACACACUUCAGCGAGGAAGACAAAGCCUCCGGAGCUCACUUCAGGAGCUCCCAGGUUCUGAGGGAGUGGAGGUGAGCAGCGGCAGUCUGUCAGAGGAGAUCAAACUGAGGACCAGGAUGAGGGGAACCCUAAACUGGGCACCACCACGUUUCCAGAUCGUUUUCAGCGUUCAUCCUCCUCAUAGACGCAGUGAAGUGGUGCUCCUCCAGCACUACCUGUGUGCAGGCUGUGGGACAGAGGUCGAGCCCAAAUACAUCAAGAAACUUCGAUACUGUGACUACCUGGGCAGGUAUUUCUGUGACUGCUGCCACAGCGGCUCUGAUGCUGUGAUUCCAGGCAGGGUUCUGUGCUGCUGGGAUUUCAGCAGGUAUUCUGUGAGCGACUUCUCUAAACAGCUGCUGGAUUCAGUCUGGUGUCAACCGCUCUAUGACCUUACCUGUGUGGGCAAGACCCUGUACAGCAGAGUGAAAGAGCUGGACAGAUUCAGGGAGCUGCAAGAGCAGCUACUAGAGAUCAGGAAGCUGCUGAAAGCCUGCAGAUUAUCUCAAAGGGUAUUGGAUGAGAUAGAGCAGCUUCCUGCUCACCUGAUGGAGCAGCCACUCCUCUUCUCCAUGGAUGACCUCCUAAGAGCAAAGAAGGGUCAGCUGGUGGCACCGGCCCGGGUGCUGCUGCACUCUGCCAUCCAGCAUGUUGAAAAUUGUCAGCUGUGUCUGGCUCGAGGUUUUAUCUGUGAGUUUUGCCGUGGAAAGGAUAUCAUCUUUCCUUUUCAGAAGGACAUAUGUAAGCGCUGUCCAGUGUGCAGAGCGUGUUUUCACAAACACUGUUUUACAGAAAAAAACUGUCCUAAAUGCUCACGGAUCCAAUCACGAACAAAUUUCAAGAUGUGACCAUUAAGAGCUGCAGCAUGUCAUCACCAAACUUCACUUCACACUUUUCAUAUUGUCAUUAUAGUUUAUGUAAGCACAAUAAAUU
Molecule: messenger RNA, 1990 nt
Organism: Austrofundulus limnaeus
Lineage: Eukaryota; Metazoa; Chordata; Actinopteri; Cyprinodontiformes; Rivulidae
Gene: rubcnl
Product: rubicon like autophagy enhancer
Exons: 15
Coding region: 1-1905 (634 amino acids)
Biological process (GO): autophagosome maturation; autophagosome-lysosome fusion; autophagosome-endosome fusion
Cellular component (GO): intracellular membrane-bounded organelle; autophagosome membrane
Molecular function (GO): phosphatidylinositol phosphate binding
Source: RefSeq, a predicted model, not a curated record